This is a messenger RNA of Uloborus diversus, 840 nucleotides long. RefSeq lists its product as uncharacterized. Lineage: Eukaryota; Metazoa; Arthropoda; Arachnida; Araneae; Uloboridae. The transcript has a single exon. The record is from RefSeq and is a predicted model, not a curated record. The coding region runs from base 1 to 840 and encodes 279 amino acids.
AUGCCUUUAACGAACACUAGCACUACCGAAGAAAAUAGCGAUAAACAAAUUGCUUAUGUGGGAAUUAAACCACCACCUUUUUGGAAAUCCAAUCCCCAGUUAUGGUUUCUGAGAUUGGAAGCACAGUUUACGUUAGCAAACAUUACUAACGAAAUUACCAAGUUCAACCAUGUGGUCGCCGCGGUUGAUGCAGACAUUCUCACAUCUGUCAGUGACAUCAUCGUAAACCCACCGAAGGAAAAACCGUAUGAAACGCUAAAACAGCGACUAAUCAACUCUCAUUCAGAGAGCGAGGAAUCCAAAAUUCACACUUUGUGGCAAGGUGUGGAACUCGGCGAUUCGCGCCCAUCUCACUUGCUCGCUCGCAUGCGAAAUCUCGCUGGCGAUAGCGUUGGCGAAGCUUUACUCAAAUCUCUUUGGCUUACAAGACUUCCUUCUACCACGCGCAGCAUAGUAGGAGCUUUGAGUGAAGAACUGUCAAAGUUGGCUGCUGUGGCAGACAAGAUACACGACCUGGCUGUCACUCCUGAAAUUAAUGCUACAUAUAGUGUGCCGCAACCCCAAAAUUCACCGUUAGAAGCCAAAAUUGCUGACCUUAUCCGACAGGUAAGUGAGUUAGCUGCAGUUGUUCACGAGCGCGGCCGAUCAAGGGAUAGGAGAUAUAACUAUAACUGGCGAAAUAAUAGCCGUUCCAGAUCCAGAAAUUUCCGAAAUCGAAACGAUGGAUCAAAUGAGCAUAAAUAUUGUUGGUAUCACUACAAAUGUGGCGAAAAAUCUACAAAGUGCGUUCAACCAUGUCAAUUUCGAAACCAAAACAUUUCUUCGCCAUCGGAAAACUAA